AUGUCAGGGGAGCCGGACUUGACACAGCGAGUUCCCAGCUUUGGAGAACUCGAUGUAUCUUUAAAACAAUAUUGGAUUCAGAAUGGGAAACCCCCCUUCCUGGUGGAUGAUGGUACCUCAGAGAAUGUCAACGCUAAUCAGAACAUGCGGAAUAUGUACACUAACACCAUUGGUGAUCUUCCGCUCCCACCUGCAAACCCAUACCCGAUUUACCCACUACAAGGCCACUCAACCACGUCGGACCCAAGCUUCAACAUAUUCCAUAAACAUGGAUUUACCUCACAGGGCGUUUUUGGCAAUCCGAAUGAGUCUAUGCUUGUGAGAACUCGCUACGAAGCCGCCGUUGGAAAUGAACCUCAUAAUGCGAGUCCCAUAACAUUUUCAAACACAAACAUAACCUCUCGCUCACCUCCUGAGAUAAUAUCUCCUCGACAAGCCGCCGAACAACAAGCUGCUUCAACACCGACUCUGGUAAUUUACCCUCGCCGCAGAACCACAAGAGAGAUCGUCGUCAGCUUCUCGGAUGUUGCCGCCCACACAGCGAAAUGUGACGAAGGGAAUGAAAGGAACAGGGACGGUAUGUCACGUUGCAACCUCUGCGGCUGGCAGAUUUGCCGCGCGUGCAUCAACCGACGCGCUGGCGACAGGAGCCACUCUUCUUUUGGGAGUGAUCAUAUCGAGGAUCGUGCUCGAAGACGACAGAUAGGCCCCAUUCCUCACCAGGAAAUCUUACGGACCGAGAACAGACCUGAAGGUCAAACAAGCGCCAGCGCUCGCGCAAGCGAAACACCUCUGUCUACAUCUAGAGCUGGAUCGGGAAGUCAAAUGAGCGAAGAAGCGAGUGCCGCUCAAACUCUCGUCACUCUUGGCUCUUCUGGCCGUGUUGAUGAAUCGAUAUCCGGGGCAUCCGAUUGCGAACCAGCUGAACUACAAGUUGAGCAAGCUGGAUUGAAUGUUCAGCCAAAGGAUCGACCUUUGUGUGGACGUAAACGUGCUCGCGACAGGACUGAUGUCAUUGGAAGUGAGUCGGAGAAUACCUUAUCUCCGGCUACUGAAAGCUAUUGGGGAGAUUCAAAUUCAGCUACUGGAACUGCUGAUGAGCCAGAGAUUGUCAUCAGAGAAGAUGGAAAGUACCAGCUUGCUCGGAGGAACCCGAAGCGCCGUGCGCGUCCUUCCGCGCGAAUGGCGGACUGA
Molecule: messenger RNA, 1194 nt
Organism: Penicillium nucicola
Lineage: Eukaryota; Fungi; Ascomycota; Eurotiomycetes; Eurotiales; Aspergillaceae
Exons: 4
Coding region: 1-1194 (397 amino acids)
Source: RefSeq, a predicted model, not a curated record